Molecule: messenger RNA, 2856 nt
Organism: Xenopus tropicalis (tropical clawed frog)
Lineage: Eukaryota; Metazoa; Chordata; Amphibia; Anura; Pipidae
Gene: plod3
Product: procollagen-lysine, 2-oxoglutarate 5-dioxygenase 3
Cellular component (GO): endoplasmic reticulum membrane; rough endoplasmic reticulum
Molecular function (GO): iron ion binding; L-ascorbic acid binding; procollagen-lysine 5-dioxygenase activity
Source: RefSeq, marked provisional
CAAGAGAGCAGGAUGCUCGGUUCCGCUGCCGCCGGGUUUCUGCUGCUUCUGCUGUGUGCGCUGGCGGGGGGGCAGGCUGUGAGCAAGGAGGCGGUACGGCCCGACAAACUGCUGGUAGUCACAGUGGCCACAGACACUACAGAAGGGUAUGAGCGCUUCCUACGCACCGCGCGGCACUUCAACUACACCGUACGGACCCUGGGUCUGGGGCACGAGUGGAAGGGAGGCGACGUUGCCCGCACAGUGGGGGGAGGGCAGAAGGUGCGAUGGCUGAAAGAAGAACUAGAAAAGCACAGUGAACAGGACGACCUGGUAAUCAUGUUUGUCGACAGUUACGAUGUUGUAAUAGCUGGGACCCCUACUGAGCUGCUGUGGAAGUUCCAUCAGUUCGAGCACAAGGUGGUCUUCUCCGCGGAGGGGUUUUGUUGGCCGGAAUGGUCGCUGGCAGAAAGUUACCCCCCCAUCAGCAAUGGGAAGCGUUUCCUCAACUCUGGAGGGUUUAUCGGAUUUGCCCCCCAGCUCUACCGGAUGGUUCAGCUCUGGAAGUACAAAGAUGAUGAUGAUGAUCAGCUGUUUUACACCAAAGUUUACUUGGAUGAGUCCCUUAGAGAGAAGUUUGAUAUCGCUCUUGAUCACAAGUCAAAAAUCUUCCAGAACCUGAAUGGCGCUAUCGAUGAAGUUGUCCUGAAGUUUGAGAGGAACAAAGUGCGAGCUCGGAAUGUGGCAUACGACACUAUUCCAGUUGUGAUACACGGCAAUGGGCCCACAAAGUUACAGCUGAACUAUCUUGGAAAUUAUGUCCCCAAUUCCUGGACACAUGAGGGCGGGUGUGAAGUGUGUGAUGAUGACCUCCUGGACCUGUCUAUGUUGGAGGAUGAUGCAUUGCCGCAGGUCUUGCUCGGUGUCUUUAUUGAGCAGCCGACUCCCUUCCUGCCGCAGUUCCUGGAACGACUGGUGCAGUUGGAUUAUCCCCGCAACCGCCUGUCACUCUACAUCCACAAUAGUGAGGUUUUUCAUGAAAAACAUAUCCAGGCUUUCUGGGAGAAUAACAAGGACAGUUUUACAAGCAUUAAAAUCGUGGGCCCAGAGGAAGCGCUGAGCCAGGGGGAGGCCAGAGACAUGGGCAUGGACCUGUGCCGUCAGGAUGAGACCUGCGAUUACUACUUCAGUGUGGAUGCCGAUGUGGUUUUAACCAAUCCUGACACGUUGUAUAUCCUGAUCCAAGAGAAUAAGAAGGUGAUUGCACCCAUGGUCUCCCGCAGCGGCAAACUCUGGUCCAACUUCUGGGGGGCCCUGAGCCCUGAAGGCUAUUACGCCCGAUCUGAAGACUAUGUGGAUAUUGUCCAAGGGAAGAGGGCGGGAGUCUGGAACGUACCAUACAUUGCCCAUGUUUACCUCAUUAAGGGGGAGACAUUGCGGAAUGAACUAUCAAACAAGAAUAUCUUCACAUUGCCACAAAUGGACUCAGACAUGGCUUUCUGUAAGAGCAUUCGGGACAAGAGCGUCUUCCUGCACCUCAGUAACAGGGACGAGUUUGGCCGCUUGAUUUCCACCUCCAAGUACAACACAUCCCGUCUGCACAACGACCUGUGGCAGAUCUUUGAGAACCCGGUGGACUGGAGGGAAAAAUACAUUCACGAAAACUAUACCAAGAUUUUUGAGGAAGAUUAUUUUGAGCAGCCUUGCCCAGAUGUCUACUGGUUCCCAGUCUUUAAGGAAGUGAUGUGUGACGAGUUUGUGGAAGAGAUGGAGAAUUUUGGCCAGUGGUCUGGCGGCAAAAAUACGGACCAGCGGCUAGCGGGCGGCUACGAGAAUGUGCCCACCGUGGAUAUUCACAUGACGCAGGUUGGGUACCAGGAGGAGUGGCUGAAGUUCUUGCAGGAAUACAUUGCGCCUGUCACAGAGAAGCUCUUCCCCGGCUAUUACACAAAGGCCAAGGCCCUGCUGAAUUUCAUCGUACGCUACAGACCGGAUGAGCAGCCCUCCCUCCGCCCACACCACGACUCCUCCACUUUCACUAUCAACAUCGCCCUCAACAAUAAAGGGAUCGACUACGAGGGUGGGGGCUGCCGCUUCCUCCGCUACAACUGCAGAGUGGAAUCCCCCCGCAAAGGUUGGUCCUUCAUGCACCCGGGCCGUCUGACUCACUACCACGAGGGUCUUCCCACCACCAGAGGAACCCGCUACAUCAUGGUCUCCUUCGUGGACCCUUGACCCUACCACCCCCGGACUCUUCUCCCCUAGGCUGCAGGUUACUGCCCGUCAGUGAGGUACUGUACUGCUCUCUGAUUGGAUGGCUGUGCCUGGCCCACAAGGAGCAGGAUGGCGCCAUUCACUAUAAUCCGUCAGAUCAAGCCUUGGUCCUGCUCAGUGGGGAAGAGGAGCCCAUAACACUUGUGGGAUGCGAGGGCCACAGGUCCGACAGAACCAUCAUGUUGUCCCUUUGUCCCUAACUCUUCUACCCCCACCGUCCCACAAUGGACUUUCCCCCUCUAACCAGAACUGAGCAAUGGCCCCUAUUACCUGCCUUAACUACACCCAGACCUUGCCUUUUGCACAUGGAACCAACGGCCCAGAGAUCCUGAUAUUUUGCUACAAAGUGAAUGAGAUGUAGUAGGCGGAGCUUGAGGGAGAAUCGGGGGGAUAGGGAGGGGUUUCACUAGGUAAUUAGGGUUUCUCUUUGGGGGGGGGGACAUUAAUGAGCUGCGCUAUUUUAUUGCUGAAUUUAAGGGAUUUAUUAUCUCCUGUACAAAGUGCUUUAAAUUAUUGGCUCCGCCAGCUAACGAGUAUCAUUAGAACGAGCAUUAGCUGCGCUUUUUUUUAAAGGUUUCAAUAAAAAAUACUCCAAAAUCCAAA